AUGUCUGCCUGGCAACCAUAUAUCGAUAACAACCUCGUUGGAGCUGGUUUCGCUAACGCCCAAAUCAUUGGUUUGGACGGUUCCAACUGGGCCGCCUCAAAGGGAUUCUCCUUGAAGAACGGUGAAGAGAAGGCUUUGAUCGGUGGUUUCACCAACCCAGCCAACGUUGUUUCCACUGGUGUUGUCCUCAACGGUACCAAGUACUACGUCCUCAAGUCAGACCCACGUUCCAUCUACGGUGCUGCUGCCUCCGUCGUCGAGAAGCUCGCUGAUUACUUGAUCGAUCAAGGUUAUUAA
This is a messenger RNA of Heterostelium album PN500, 297 nucleotides long. RefSeq names its product profilin. The transcript is spliced from 2 exons. The coding region runs from base 1 to 297 and encodes 98 amino acids. Lineage: Eukaryota; Evosea; Eumycetozoa; Acytosteliales; Acytosteliaceae. Gene Ontology annotation, cellular component: cell cortex. Gene Ontology annotation, molecular function: actin monomer binding. The record is from RefSeq and is a predicted model, not a curated record.